Habropoda laboriosa is the source of this 1240-nucleotide messenger RNA. RefSeq lists its product as uncharacterized. Gene Ontology annotation, biological process: NADPH regeneration. The transcript is spliced from 4 exons. Lineage: Eukaryota; Metazoa; Arthropoda; Insecta; Hymenoptera; Apidae. Gene Ontology annotation, molecular function: oxidoreductase activity; nucleotide binding. Bases 83 to 1240 code for a protein of 385 amino acids. The record is from RefSeq and is a predicted model, not a curated record. Gene Ontology annotation, cellular component: cytoplasm.
UAUAUAUACCAGAGAGCGUCGAAUAUUUAAUCGCAAUUGUUUCUGUUUGUGGAGAAUUGUUUGACGAUCUGCUUAGGGCACCAUGGCGACAAUAAAAUUCAAAGAAGCCUCUUCUCCAUACACUAAACCAUCACCCUCGCCACCUGUACAGGACACCAUCUAUCGAAAAUACUUGGAAGACGUAACGCUGAAGAAGGGACUGGGACAUCCUAUGGUGAAAGUUGCACUGUUCGGUGUUGGAAGAGCUGGGACUAUCCACUUGUCUAAUAUCAUUGCUAGUCCUCGUCUUAAGCUGCUUUACAUUGUGGACGAUGUUGAGUCUAACAGGGCGAAUAUGAAGGAAUACUGGCAUCUCGACGAUGUUACUUUUCUGACGAGUAAACAGGCAGACAGGGUAUACAACGAACCCAACGUGGACGCCGUGAUAGUUGCAUCGCCUACGUACACACACGAGACAAUUGUGAGAAAGGCGCUGGAAGGGAAGAAAGCUGUGCUCUGUGAGAAACCAGUGGCUAAGGACAACGUGAACACCUUAAAAUGCUACGAGACAGCAAAAAAUAACGGUAAACCGUUAUUCUGUGCCUUCUAUAGGCGUUUCGACCCCAGCUACUUGGAUCUUAAGGAAAGAGUAAGGAAUGGUGAGAUUGGGCACGUUCAUAUCAUCAAAACAGUCAGCAGGGACUGCACUCUUCCUUCUCUGGAGUAUUUAAAGAAUUCUGGAGGCAUUUUACACGACAGUAUGGUCCAUGACAUUGAUGUAAUCACUUGGAUCCUUGGGGAAUAUCCUACCAAGGUCUCCGUCCAAGCAUACGCACACAUUCCAGAGAUCAAAGCAAUUGGUGACUACGACACGGUAGCAGUUUCCUUCUGUUUUCCCUCAGGCACCUUGGGUAUGAUCGACAUGUCUCGAAACAGUGUACAUGGCUACGAUCAGCGUGUAGAAGUGUUCGGUCCGAAGGGUAUGAUCACAGCGGACAACCAACGACCUCUUUCUGUCGUGACACAGAUUGGCACCCAAGGAACCAACACUUCACCAAUUUGGUACUCGUUCCCUAGCAGAUUCAUGAAUGCCUAUCGUCGAGAGCUGGAUCACUUUGUGAACAUAGCGCUGGGGAAGGUUGAGUCCUCUGUGCUGCCCAAAGAAACUCUAGCUGUGUCUAAAAUCGCAUCUGCCUGCGAGGAAUCAGCUCGUACAGGAGAAACGGUGAAGAUACAGUGGACUGAGAACGAGUUGCCAUAA